AUCAGUAAGGUGUGGCCCAACAAAGCCGAAGUUUGAGAAGUGGCAGUGCAGCAACGAAACCCUCUCCAUUGACAGGUCCACUGUGCGGAAGUCUUGUACGCACAGCCGGCAAUGUGCACGCCACAACCAGCUGCUGGCCGCAUCUGGCUGAAUGUCGGCGGGCAGGUGUUCGAGACGACGGCUGACACACUCACAGGCGCAGGCGAGGGAACCAUGCUCGCCGCCAUGUUGGAACCCUGCUGGAACGCCGGCGCCACCGGGGGCGUGCCUGAGUACUUCAUCGGCCGCGACCCGGCCUGCUUCGCCUCGCUCCUCAACAUGCUCCGCACGGGCGAGCUGCAUGUCCUGGCUGUCAUCCCGGAGCGGAUGCUCUUCCAAGAGGCGUCCUACUAUGGCCUCCUUGACCAUGUCCGCGCUGCUCGCAUCGGUGAGCUCAAUCUCGACAGGGUCCGGCUAGCCGCUUCCGUGCCGCCGGGGCGUAGGCCAGUGGCUUGCCCGGCCGUCCGUGCGGCGCCAGACGGGGGGUGUUGCGUCAAGCACGGCCCCAUCAUGCGGGUCUACAACUGGAUGCUCGAGGAGCGCCAGCCAGUCUGCCUCAUGCCUGUUGAGCCGGUCCGCGAUGCUGUCUACCUCAGCGACACCACGCUCCUCGUUGGGGGCCGCGGCAUGGCAGCUUUCUCCGUGCUCACCGGCGAUCUGAGUCACCACUUCCGCAUAGCGCAUGAGGGCAAGAAGACGGCUCCGCUUUUUAACGCGAGGGCGCUGGCCUUUGACCAGCAAACAAACGUCUUUGCUAGCUGCAACAACUCGGGCAUAACUCAAGGAAUUGGCUACGGCAUCGGUGUUUGGGACUGCAUCACCGGCGAACAGACAAGCUCUUUCUUUGACCUGAAGUAUGUCGACGCUCUGACCGACGCCAGCAAGCUUCAGUGGCUGGCAAGCACCAACGCCCUCAUGGCUGUCGUCAUUGAUCUACAUUCGUACCAGUCUACCGGGGCUUGGAUAGUGAGCCGGCUUCAGAUCGUAAUAUAUAUUUGUGCUUUGGAAUUGGAGAUGUACUGUGCUUUCGUGAUGAAUUGCUGGGUGGUUAGUUGUACGUCUGAGAAGAAGAUGAACUGAGGUAAGAUGAAGGGUUUAAUUUGAGUCGCACCUGCUUAAUUAGAUGAACUGAGGCAAGAUGAAGGUAGACCUCACUUGCCAGCGCUCCCCUACAACUUGUGGGUCCUAGU
Molecule: messenger RNA, 1229 nt
Organism: Triticum dicoccoides
Lineage: Eukaryota; Viridiplantae; Streptophyta; Magnoliopsida; Poales; Poaceae
Product: BTB/POZ domain-containing protein At2g24240-like
Exons: 1
Coding region: 112-1119 (335 amino acids)
Biological process (GO): protein homooligomerization
Molecular function (GO): protein binding
Source: RefSeq, a predicted model, not a curated record